AUGAGAUCAGAGACAAAGAGGAGGAGGAGGAGAGAGCAGGGGAGACAAGAGGGCUGGAAACAGCCUUUCUUGUAUCAUCAGCCCACCAUGACACAGAAGGUCAGCGGCUCGCCGUUUCUCAAGCCCUUUUUCCUGAAGACGCCUGUAAGAGUGGUCAGCCCGCUGAGACAGAGACGACACACGCUACCUGCAAGUGAGUUCAGGAACCUGACGCCACAGGACGCCAUCAGUGUGUUUGAGAUUGAGAGAGAAGCUUUUGUCUCUGUGUCUGGAGAGUGCCCUCUUACCCUUGAUGAAGUGCUUAACUUCCUUGGCCAGUGCCCUGAGCUGUCUCUGGGUUGGUUUGAAGAGGGCCAGCUGGUGGCUUUCAUUAUCGGCUCUGGCUGGGACAAGGAGAGGCUAUCCCAGGAGGCCAUGACUCAGCAUGUCCCAGACACCCCCACCGUCCACAUCCAUGUGCUCUCCGUGCACCGUCACUGUCGCCAGCAAGGCAAAGGCUCCAUCCUCCUGUGGCGUUACCUGCAGUACCUGCGCUGUAUGCCGGGUCUGCGUCGAGCCCUGCUGAUAUGCGAGGACUUCCUGGUGCCUUUCUACCGCAAGGCUGGCUUCAAAGAGAAAGGGCCAUCAGCCAUAUCUGUAUCCAACAUGCACUUCCAGGAGAUGGAGUACACGCUUGGUGGUCAGGCGUACGCCAGGCGUAACAGUGGCUGCUAG
Molecule: messenger RNA, 714 nt
Organism: Cheilinus undulatus (humphead wrasse)
Lineage: Eukaryota; Metazoa; Chordata; Actinopteri; Labriformes; Labridae
Gene: aanat2
Product: arylalkylamine N-acetyltransferase 2
Exons: 5
Coding region: 1-714 (237 amino acids)
Biological process (GO): response to light stimulus; circadian rhythm
Cellular component (GO): cytoplasm
Molecular function (GO): aralkylamine N-acetyltransferase activity
Source: RefSeq, a predicted model, not a curated record